AAAUCCUCUACGUGUUCAUAAUAAUCCAACUAUGAUUAAUCUUAAAAAAAAAAAGACAAAGUCUUUAUCAAAGUAGUUCCGCUCUUAAGACGAGAUUAAUGCGUUGUUUUUAAAAGUGUAUAUUUCUGUUAGGGGGUUGCCUGUCUCUCCUACCACCUCUUUGACCUUUAAUGAUGGACUCAUAAGUUUGGUGCAAAGUGACCAAAGGAAGACAAAAAGAGUCGAUCUUUGGAGACUUUACUCUUUCUCUCUUUGGGAAACUUUGUCCUGGUUGCAGUGAAAGUGAGCAAAAACAAUGGGGGUUGUCUCAGAAGAAGCUAUUGAUGAAUUCCUGGAGCUCAUAAAUCAAGUUGAGGAGCCAUUGAAAAAAACAUUUGAGAGUGUCCAUCAAGGGUACCUGAGGGAGCAUUUGAGUCGUUUUCUGAAAGCACGAGAUUGGAACGUAAGCAAAGCUCAUUCAAUGCUGGUUGAGUGUUUGCGUUGGAGGGUGGAUAAUGAAAUUGACAGUAUCCUAUCAAAACCUAUUGUUCCUAGUGAGUUGUACAGGAACGUGCGGGAUUCUCAACUCAUAGGAAUGUCAGGUUACACUAGAGAGGGCUUACCUGUCUUUGCUAUUGGUGUUGGUCUCAGCACAUUCGACAAAGCUUCAGUUCACUACUAUGUUCAAUCUCACAUCCAAAUCAAUGAAUACAGAGACCGUGUAUUACUGCCUUCUAUGUCUAAGAAGAACGGACGGCCAAUCACCACCUGUGUUAAGGUUUUAGACAUGACAGGGUUAAAACUUUCGGCGUUGAGCCAAAUUAAGUUAGUGACUAUCAUAUCGACCAUAGAUGAUCUGAACUAUCCAGAGAAGACAAACACGUACUAUGUUGUGAACGCUCCAUAUAUAUUUUCUGCCUGUUGGAAGGUUGUAAAACCUCUUUUACAAGAGAGGACGAGGAAGAAAGUUCAUGUGUUAUCUGGUAGCGGAAGGGAUGAAUUAUUGAAGAUUAUGGACUUUACAUCCCUCCCACAUUUCUGUAGAAGAGGAAGCUCAGGGUCAUCUCACCACACUGAGAGUGUAGAUUGUUUUUCUUUUGAUCAUCCCUUUCAUCAACAGCUAUACAACUAUGUGAAGCACCAUUAUGAGACACAGGGUCAAGCAGAACCUGCAAAGCAAGGAUCAUUCCACGUGGGGUUCCCUGAGCCUGAAGCUGAGCGUGUGCAGAUAGCCAAAACUAUAGAGUCGGAACUGCACAAGUUUGAGAAUUGUAAUGGUCUAUCCAAGCCUGCUGAUAACAGAAAAGUCAGUCCAUGAAACACUGGAGGAUGAUGCUUCUGAAGGGAUUACCUUUCAGGUGAGCUAGCAAUUCAAAUGAGUGAGUUCGGAGCUUUCUCUCAUCUCCCUAGCCAUGCAAAUCUAUCUUAGACUGAAUGUCCUCCUGGCUUCAUGUAAAGUGUUAUUUGAUCCUAUGGAUAGACAUUUGUAGCAAAAUUUAUUUGUGUUUUUGUACAAUGUAAAACAGAGACUGAAGAAAUCCACUUCUCAACUCCCUAAGCAUCUGAGUGAGUGCUAGUCUAUGAUCUCAUUCUUUCAAAGAAUUGUGGGUAAAGGUAACACAUCACUGGCUUCAACAAUUCACCAUAUAGUGUACUAAUAUUAGUUUGAUUUCUAACACACUUUUAUUGGAUCUCUCUCAAGUACAAAGUUAAGCAGUCUCAUGAGAAUAUACUCACGCUUUGCGUUCUAUAACAACAUCUAUUGGCUUCACACUGCUGAAUACCCUAUUGUCUUCUCCGACAUGGCAACACGUCAACAAGUUGAAGACUAUUGUAUUGGGAAACAUUAAUCGACGUGUCCUCUCUUGUUUGUUUAAAGAGGGAGCUUACAUGAGCUCAAGAACAAUUGCUGAUGCUCCUCCUCAUCCGUUGCAUACUGAUGCCACUCCAUACUUUCCCUUUCUAUUGCUCUCAACACCUGCAUCAGAAGGAUUCAACCACAUCUUUUAGGGUGGAUUCAGUUCAGUUCAACACCAUUGUUGCCUUUUCUUAGGACUUACCCCGAGUAGUGUAACCAA
Eruca vesicaria subsp. sativa (arugula) is the source of this 2057-nucleotide messenger RNA. Lineage: Eukaryota; Viridiplantae; Streptophyta; Magnoliopsida; Brassicales; Brassicaceae. The record is from the annotation of a GenBank genome assembly.